Schistocerca piceifrons (Central American locust) is the source of this 1364-nucleotide messenger RNA. RefSeq lists its product as uncharacterized. Gene Ontology annotation, molecular function: proton channel activity. The record is from RefSeq and is a predicted model, not a curated record. NCBI's taxonomy places the organism in Eukaryota, Metazoa, Arthropoda, Insecta, Orthoptera, Acrididae. Gene Ontology annotation, biological process: proton transmembrane transport. The transcript is spliced from 8 exons. Gene Ontology annotation, cellular component: membrane. The coding region runs from base 12 to 1364 and encodes 450 amino acids.
GACGCUUCGCCAUGGUGGCAGAACUGCUGAGCCCGCUCUCCAGCUGGAUACAGCUCACCCUCCACGACAAGGCGGACAGCCUGGAGGCGGGCGCUGGCAAGCAGCCGCCACUCUCCAAGCCGGCUGCCAUGGCCCGCAGCUGUAACAGCUGCAGCGGGCUGUGGCAGACGGUGGGCCAGGUGUACGCACAGCUGCUGCUGGCGCUGGCCGCCGCUUCCAGUCUGCAGCAGCCGGGACCAGCCAAGAGCGCCGGAGCUCACCUCCAGGUACCGUACUGCUGUCCAGGUAGCCGUCUUGUGGAGCGCGAGACGAGUGCAGGUGGUGUGUGGUGUGUGUUGCAGUGGUACGUGCUGGUGUGGUGCCACGCCGGCGGCGCCGCCGUCAUCACGUGCUGCUACGUGCGGCUGGUGGCGUCUGGCGCGCCGGCCGACAAGCUGGGCUCCCUGCGGAGGGCGCACAGGGCGGCCGGCCAGCACGCCUUCCUCAGGGCUGCCGCCGCAGUGCUGGGGUUGGCAGCACUGGCGGAGGGCGCCCUGGAGGCGGUGGUGCACGCGGGCUGCGGCGGUGACGCCCGCUUCACACUCGCCGUGCUGAGAGCGCUCUUCACCUUCCUGCAGAUGCACUUCCUCUUCAUAGACUCCCAGCAGGUGGUGGUCGGCGGGGCGGGCGCGCUGGCGCGGCUCGGCUCUGCCCACCUCGUGGCGGCCAACCUCGCCCCUUGCAUGCUGGCUGCCCUCAACGCAGCGGUGGCUGCCGUCGCCGCACCGGAGCCCACCUCGCAGGCGCAGGGAGCAGACAACGAGGAGUGCAUUCUGAACAGCGUCUGGGGUCGCCUGUGGCAGGACGUCAGCCCCUUCCUGCAGCCCAUCGCCGUGCAGUUCAGUGUGGUGGCGGCGCUGGCAACGUACGCGAGCGCGCGCCCCGCGUCCCGCCGGCCCGCGGGUUCCGCGCUGGACGCGGCCGCCGCCGCCCCCGCCGCCUCCGCCGCCCCCACGUCCUCGUCGAGCGCCCCGCGGCUGCCGGUGCCCCUGCGCGGGGGCGGCCGCUGGUGCUGCUGCGGCGGCGGCGCGGCGCGCGGCCUGUGGGCCGGCCUGCCGCUGCUGUGCGCGGCCGGCGCCGCCUGCGCGCUGCGCCUGCAGCCCGCCUCCGCCGCCCCCGCGUCGGCGCCGCCCCCGGCGCUGCUGUCGGAGGGCGCGCGCGCCGCCGCGCUGUCCGGCGCCCUGGUGGCCACCGUGCUGGCCGCCACGGCCCUGCGAGGCGCCCCCGUCUCCAGGCUGCACCGCCGCCUCUCCAGGUCAGCCCCGCCGUCUCGCUUAACGUGCCCUACCACCGCAUUCGAUCUUUGUUGGCAGGCUGUCCCAUAA